AUGGCCGCGACUACAAAUCUUAGUCUCUUCUCUCCUGUAUACCUUGCUCCUUCGUUAACUGUAAACCGUAGACGUCUCCAUGGCAUCAACAAGAGGUCACAAACUCGUAUCUUCUUUCCCGCUAAACCCUUCCCUUCUCUAUCUAUCAAAAUCGCUGCAUCAUCCCCUUCGCCGCCUACCUGUACCCCGCUAACUCCUCUCUAUCCCACGACUCGGUCAUCCACACUCACCUGGUCGACUCGGUCAUCUAUCGAGUCGACUCAGUCAUCUUCCACCACCGAGUUGACUCGGUCUCUCGCCACUCUGGCGGCAUUAGCAAUCGCUCUAGCCAGAGCCUUAGCCCAUAAACUCUCUCUCACAGCUCACACAUCAGCAAUACAAUUAUCUCUCCAAACCGGCGGGACUGUCUUCUUCGCGUCGCUCCGGGAAUGGCCGCCGGGGUAUUUGAUCACGCCGCAGACGGUGGUAGCGGUGGUGAUGAAGAAGUGGGUAGAUAUAUACAGUGAUGUAUUGAUGCUUAGGUUGUUGCUGACUUGGUUCCCUAAUCUCCCUUGGGAGAGACAGCCUUUGUCAGCCAUUCGAGAUAUGUGUGAUCCUUACUUGAAUCUCUUCGGAAACAUCGUUCCUCCUAUCUUCGGCGAGGAUCUCAGUCCCAUGCUUGCUUUGGCUGUUCUUGGUACACUCGGAUCAAUUCUUGACGUAAGCACGUGAUAAAAGGAGAAUCCUUUGAUCAGUGAGAA
This is a messenger RNA of Brassica oleracea var. oleracea, 740 nucleotides long. Its product is annotated as ylmG homolog protein 1-1, chloroplastic-like. The coding region runs from base 1 to 711 and encodes 236 amino acids. Gene Ontology annotation, cellular component: membrane. Lineage: Eukaryota; Viridiplantae; Streptophyta; Magnoliopsida; Brassicales; Brassicaceae. Gene Ontology annotation, biological process: chloroplast fission. The transcript has a single exon. The record is from RefSeq and is a predicted model, not a curated record.